This is a messenger RNA of Linnemannia hyalina, 2334 nucleotides long. Lineage: Eukaryota; Fungi; Mortierellomycota; Mortierellomycetes; Mortierellales; Mortierellaceae. The record is from the annotation of a GenBank genome assembly.
AUGAGGGUCCUGCCCGAACUCCGCAUCAUUCAGCAGGAGUUUAACCGCCGAGACAAGAGACCCUAUCCAGGAAAAUCCGGUCGAGGAACCUCUGAUGAUGACGAGGACGAGGAUGGCAACAGGGCCAGAAAAAAGCCUGGCCGCAAGCCCAACCCCGCCUCGCCUGCCGUACGCAAGGAGCAGAACAGGGCUGCCCAGCGAGCGUUCCGAGACCGUAAGGAGCGACACCUUCAAGAGAUGGAGAGUACGAUCAAGGAGCUCAAGGAAACCAACAACGACAUCACACAGGAAGCCCGUCGCCUGAAGAAUGCCAACGAGCUGCUGCAGAGCGAGAACUUUUAUCUGCGGGAGGUUGUCUUUUCGUUCGAGACGGCCCUGAGCAAGGGCGGCCACGUCGUCAUUCUCCAGGAGGUCAAGGCUGAGCUAUAUCGACGACACUAUGAAAAGCACUCGGCCAAGAGGCUCGAUCCACCACCCCCACCCCCAGUAACCACAACACCUGCUGCAUCAAUACAAGACCACCAGUCAACUUCGACCCAAUCCAUGUUUAUCCCUACUGGAAGCUUCCUCAUUCGACCAGAGUGCACCGAUGCCGUGUCUAGCGCCCGUCAGCGACAAGAAUUUGGCCAAGCCGUGGUGAAUGCCAUCACCAUCAAUUGCUCAAAGUCACCAUCGCCCUCCGUCUCUAUCAUAUCAUCAUCCUCAUUGACCUCCAACGGAUCGACCUCAUUAUCUGACAGCCCUCCACUGCCGAGCAGGGCUUGCUCUCCGGUCGUGUGGGAGAGACCAGGGGCGAAAGCAGCAGCGGAUCCCAACGACGACAAUAUUUUCUCCAUGAGCAGCGACAUUUUCUACAAGGCCCCUUCUCCCCGCUCUUUUCUCGAUGCCUAUCACGCUAGGCUUGCAAGGUCGAGCUCACCCUUUUCCCCCAUCACCAUCCCUCGUUCCGCAAUGUCAGGGCAGGAUACCGAGAUGGGGGCCAGGGUCACAGAAUACACCAAACAGCCGACCAUGUUUGACGAGCUGCAGUCGUCGCUCUUUCCACCGGGCACGCUGCAAUCUCUUAUCCACAACAACCUAUCGACCCCUCAGGAGAUUGUAAACGACGUCCCUCUGCUGGAUCAGUUGGGCAGUAGUGCUCCUUCCAAGGACCCCGUCAUUUCAUCCGGAUACCAGGCUUUCCCCUUUUCGCUCUCCCUUAUGGACUCCCUCCUCCCGAAUGAGCCAUCGUCGAUUUUGGACGAUGAUAAUGGAGAGUACCGCCUGUCGACACCAACGCUGGGGCUUGACGACGGCCUGAAGCAGGAAGUUAUUCCCAGCAAACGACUUCAAUUGGAGAUUCGCGUCCUUGCCUCGGCACCUCCUGCUGUGGACCCCAAUAUUGACGUCAAGGUCUACUCGCUCCCCCACGACCCUCGGAUCGACUUGAUUCCUUGCCCCAGACUCCGGGCACAAAUGAUUCUGCACCAAACCAAGUUUGAUAUCGAGGACCUUUGCCAGCUCCUCAUCAACGAGGCCAUUUGCCACGGUCACCCUCUAGAUCCACACAGCUGGGAGCUCCCCGAGCGGUUCUUUGACCGGUACGGUUUCCUACUGGGACAAGAGAUGUUGCGACACCGCAACAAGAUUUGGCCUAAGAAGGAUGAACCCCUUGCAGACUUUUUCUGGCUCUACAUCCUCUCUGCCUUAACCUUCUUAACUGCCGCAACCAUGUUCGCAAUCCCGUUCCUGGCGAUGGAGCUGCACCUCGCGAUUGUUGUAGUCUGGGCGUACCGGGCAUUGGGUCAGCUGUUGCGGUAUGAGGGGCACUUUGGGUUUGUGGACAAGUACCGGCUGUACUUUGAUCCCGCUCUGGUAUUCUACAAGCACCAGUACUGGCGGAUUGUAACGGCGUUCCUGUACUAUGGCGAAGGAGGCGACGAGAUAGACUUUGAGUUCUUCUACACCUUCAACAUGAUCAUCUUUAGCUACUAUUUGGAGAGAGAAUGGUUCUCGGAGAGAACGGUCGACUUUGUCUGGGCAUACUUUCUCUCCGCAUGUGCCCUCUUGAUCGCGUCAACACUGCACGCACUCCCAUUCAUAGCAAUCGAGCUACACCUAGUCUUCUUCCAGGUCUGGCUCUUGCAUGGGACCAGUGUAGGGACCAACAAGAGAUUGAUCCUCCUCUCGUGGGCCGUCAAUAUUGGCCUCGCCUCGAUAGCCUACUACUACUCGGUCUAUGGACGAUUCACCGCCUUAGCCUUUGGGGCUCUAUACCAUUUCUUGGAGAACGUGCUUCCUGCCUGGUCCAUGUCUCGUGGUGUUCGGCUGUUCAGGACGCCCGACUUUGUGUAA